AUGUUACCGCUGACAAACAGGAAACAGGCAUACCGACAACCAGGAAAUAGGCAUGUUACCACUACCGACAACCAGGAAACAGGCAUGUUACCGCUACCGACAAACAGGAAACAGGCAUGUUACUGUUAUCGACAAACAGGAAACAGGCAUGUUACUGUUACUGACAAACAGGAAACAGGCAUCUUACCGCUACCGACAAACAGGAAACAGGCAUGUUACGGCUACCGACAAACAGGAAACAGGCACGUUACCGCUACGACAACCAGGAAACAGGCAUGUUACCGCUACCGACAACCAGAAAACAGGCAUGUUACCGCUACCGACAAACAGGAAACAGGCAUGUUACCGCUACCAAAAACAGGAAACAGGCAUGUUACUGCUACAGACAAACAGGAAACAGGCAUGUUACCGUUACUGACAAACAGGAAACAGGCAUGUUACUGCUACCGACAAACAGGAAACAGGCAUGUUACUGCUACCAAAAACAGGAAACAGGCAUGUUACCGCUACCGACAAACAGGAAACAGGCAUGUUACCGUUACUGACAAACAGGAAACAGGCAUGUUACCGCUACUGACAAACAGGAAACAGGCAUGA
Messenger RNA from Pelobates cultripes (western spadefoot toad), 597 nucleotides. Lineage: Eukaryota; Metazoa; Chordata; Amphibia; Anura; Pelobatidae. The record is from the annotation of a GenBank genome assembly.